Molecule: messenger RNA, 1401 nt
Organism: Durio zibethinus
Lineage: Eukaryota; Viridiplantae; Streptophyta; Magnoliopsida; Malvales; Malvaceae
Product: E3 ubiquitin-protein ligase RDUF2-like
Biological process (GO): protein ubiquitination
Cellular component (GO): cytoplasm
Molecular function (GO): ubiquitin protein ligase activity
Source: RefSeq, a predicted model, not a curated record
CCUUUAAAAGCGAGUGAAGCACAUUUCAAACACGAAAAUCCUUUUUUCUUUUACUCCUGCUUGCCUUUUUUCUGGAUCUGGAAUUUUAGCCGGUCAAGCAUGUCUUCAACGUCGUCAUAUUGGUGUUACAGCUGCACCCGUUUGGUUCGUGUCUUGGCUUUAGACAACGGCGCCAACAACACCGUUGCUUGCCCGUACUGCGACGGAGGUUUCAUCGAGGAGAUCGAAACAUCGGAUAAUCACAACCGUCGGUUCCCUUCUAUGUUCAUGAUCACCAGCAACGAUAAUAACCGUCAAAAUUCGAAUCGGACACGAAAUCUCGUCUUUCGUCGAAAUCGUCGGAGUUCCGUUGACCGGUCAAACAUCAAUCCAAUCAUCGUACUCCGUGGCACCACCGACGGCGAUAACAACAACAGCGGCUUUGAAUUUCUCUAUGAUGACGGAUCUGGGUUGGGUUUAAGGCCCAUACCGACUUCGAUGUCCGAGUCUCUAAUGGGUUUGGGUUUUGAUCGGUUAUUAGAACAACUUUCCCAGAUCGAAAUAACCGGACUAGGGCAACCGGAGAACCCGCCCGCUUCGAAAUCAGCGAUCGAAUCAAUGCCGACGAUUCAAAUAGCGACGAGCCAUGUUUGUUCAGAAACUUACUGUGCCGUUUGUAAGGAGCCUUUCGAGCUUGGGACGGAAGCUAGGGAGAUGCCAUGUAAGCAUAUUUACCAUCAAGACUGUAUCAUCCCAUGGCUUUCACUUCGAAACUCGUGUCCCAUUUGCCGAUAUGAAAUGCCGUCGGAUCGAAACGAGUCAAACGAAAACGUUUCGGACGCGGUGGGGUUGAGUAUAUGGAGAUUACCCGGUGGGGUGUUUGCGGUGGGAAGGUUUCGAGGAGAAAGGGAAGUGCCCUUGGUUUAUACGGAGAUGGAUGGUGGGUUCGGGGAAUCGGGCUCGGGUUCUGGUCAUGGAGCUCCGAGGAGAGUUUCGUGGGUUGGGGUUAGGAGGGAGAAUGGGUUCAGGAGAGUUAUUAGAAGUGUGACGUCGUUUUUGAGGGGUUUGAGGUCUCAUUCUCAUCGUGGAAUUGCAGAAUCUGGCAGUCUGACCAGAAGUGAUUCAACGUCUAUGUUUGGUAGGUUUACAAGAAGUAGAAGCAGAAGCUCAAGCUCGGUCUUGGAAUGAGAUUUUUUUUUUUUUACUUUUUUUGGGUUUUGAAUUUAUGGAAAAUAUGUGUUCUUUGAUUAUCGUAAAUAGCAUUUUAUUAGCAAGAAUUCGAAAUUUUGAUAUAGUAGUAUUCAAGUUGCAAUUUCAUCUUGAUUUCUCUGUUAUUCCGAUGCAAGAACAAGGGAUGGAACUGACAGAAUCUAUACAAUUUUGGGCUUUUGUUUGAUCAAAAACAGAAACCUUUUGGUUUCA